AGCCCCGCAUGCAUUGAUGAAGUUGACCAUAUGAGCUCGGGUUCCUCCCACCGUUCUGUCUUGGGUCUAAUCCGCCCACAUGUAUCGUCUGAGGGAGGGUAAAAAAAUAAAUAAAUAAAAAAUCGUGCAGGAGGUGACGCUCCUCUGAAGGAACACAGAGAGGGACAAGGCAAAGGGAGCUGGGCUGCAUCUCCAUUGAAAUAUUUGGAAAGAAACGAGACAGACAGAGAAAUGGUAGCGGGGUGUAAUUUAUUUAGGUCCAGGCAAUAACACAAAAAGGUGACAGAUUAAAAAAAAAAAGAGCGAGAGAAAGCGAGGCAGUUCUCAGGGUGUUUUUUUUCCUGCUUCAUUUUCAUCUAAGUAACCAAUCUGCAUUUUCCCUCUCCUCCAUUCACUAAAUCGCGACAGAAAAAAAAAACCACCCCAACUCCCCCCGCAAAAUGAAUCAUCUGACUGGAGCGACUGGAUACAGUGUGAAAUCCUCCAAUAACAAAAGAAAACUACGCGCUGAUUGAUCCUUUUGGCUUUUUUUAUUUCCGGGUUUGGCGCACGGAACCUGCACGAGCCGAACUCCAGCUCCCUCCUCCCUCCGGUUGCUCUCAUCUCCCUCCUCCUCCUCCUCCUCCUCCUCCUCCUCCCUCCUCCCCCACCCCCGGUCCUCUAUGCUCAGUUCGGUGUGUGUAUCCUCUUUCAAAGGGCGCAAGGGUGGGAACAAGUCGUCCAACAAAGCAUGUUACAGCGCAGACAUGACUUGUCCGUCGGAAAGCGAGAAAAUCGUGAUAAACUGCGGCGGGGUGCGCCAUGAGACGUACCGGAGCACCCUGAAGACCUUGCCCGGUACGCGCUUGUCGUGGCUGACCGAGCCGGAUGCCUUCAGCAACUUUGACUACGACCCCAAAUUGGAUGAGUUCUUCUUCGACCGCCACCCGUCCGUUUUCUCCUUCAUCCUCAACUACUACCGCACGGGUAAGCUGCAUUGUCCCAACGAUGUCUGCGGCCCCCUCUUCGAGGAGGAGCUAGCCUUCUGGGGCAUCGACGAGACGGACGUGGAGGCGUGCUGCUGGAUGAACUACCGCCAGCACCGUGACGCAGAGGAGGCGCUGGACAGCUUUGAGACACCCGAGCCCGACGCGCCCGACGACGACCCGGCCCUGGGGGGCGCCGAUGGGGACCUGAAAAGAUUGUGCAUGCAGGAGGAUGCCAGGAGGGCGGGCUGGUGGAAAACCUGGCAGCCCAAGAUCUGGGCGCUCUUCGAGGACCCCUACUCGUCCAAAUACGCUCGGUAUGUGGCGUUUGGCUCCCUCUUCUUCAUCCUCAUCUCCAUCUCCACUUUCUGCAUGGAGACGCAUGAGGCCUUCAACACCAUCCUCAACAAGACGGAGAACGUGACGGUGGGCAACCAGACCCGCGAGGAGAUCGUCUACGAGGUGGUGACCGACAGCUGGCUGACGUACGUGGAGGGCGUGUGCGUCAUCUGGUUCACCAUCGAGGUGCUCCUGCGAGUCAUCUUCUGCCCCGACAAAGUGGAGUUCUUCAAAAGCACCCUCAAUAUCAUCGACUUUGUGGCCAUCCUGCCCUUCUAUCUGGAGGUGGGCUUGAGCGGCCUCUCCUCCAAAGCCGCCAAGGACGUCCUGGGGUUCCUCCGCGUGGUGCGCUUUGUCCGCAUCCUCCGGAUCUUCAAGCUGACCCGCCACUUUGUGGGUCUGCGAGUGCUCGGCCACACCCUCCGCGCUAGCACCAACGAAUUCCUCCUGCUCAUCAUCUUCUUAGCGCUGGGCGUCCUCAUCUUCGCCACCAUGAUUUACUACGCGGAGAGGAUCGGAGCCCACCCGGACGACCCGGCGGCCAACGCCCACACUAACUUCAAGAACAUCCCCAUCGGUUUCUGGUGGGCCGUGGUGACCAUGACCACGCUGGGCUACGGAGACAUGUACCCGGAGACGUGGUCGGGGAUGCUGGUGGGGGCUCUGUGCGCCUUGGCCGGCGUGCUGACCAUCGCUAUGCCCGUCCCCGUCAUCGUCAACAACUUCGGCAUGUACUACUCGCUGGCCAUGGCCAAACAAAAGUUGCCCAAAAAGAAGAACAAACAUAUUCCCAGAGCGCCUCAACCGGGGUCUCCCAACUACUGCAAACCGGACGCUCUGGCCAUGGCGACUGCCUCGCCGCAGAGGCUCUUGGGAAAUGUCCUAGGUGGAGUCAUGGGAUCUGGAGGCCUCGGAGGCGACUGUCCUCUCGCCCAAGAAGAAAUUAUAGAGAUCAACAGAGAUUCCAAACAGAACGGCGAUGCUGCCUCGGCCGCGCUGGCCAACGAAGACUGCCCCACCAUCGACCAGGUGCUCAGCCCUGAUGAGAGGAGCCCAAUAGGGCGGGGUCCCACUCGGGAACGCUACCAACAGGACCGGGCCUGCUUCUUGCUCAACACCAGGGAAUUCCGAGCCACGGAUGGGAAUGUGCGGAAAGAGGCAGCAGCCCUGGCACCCAGCCCAGACUCCCCUCUGACUGAGGAUUGGUAUAAGAUGGAAGGGUCUCUGUUACAGCAGGACCUCAAUGCAAACUCCACCUCCUCCUGGAUCAAACCAUAGACCAGAGGCCACCACUGCAGUGCAAGUGUAUCUUAAAGUCCGACUAGUGUUAAGUUUCUAGCGUUGGCCUUCUCUCUGUAACGAGGAGUCAUUAAGCGGUUAACACAUAUUUGCGGCGGGAGCCACGUAGGCGGCGAGCGUGACGUGGAUGGACGUUUUAAAGGAGAUGCUCGGGGGUCACGAGAGCGAAAAAGAAAGAGAGGGGAGAGGCCUCACGUUUAAUCAUGAAUUCCCAAAAUUCACACCGUCUGCUCCUGCUCACGUCGUUACCAAAGUAGCCUCGGAACUCCGACCACCACUUUUUUUUUUUUGUGUGACCCUCAACCUUUUUUGGGCCAAUUGACUGAACAUUGCACUGACACACUUUGGGAGGAAAAUCAAAAAGGACACAUUCCAGAUGACAUCACCAUCAACAUGUUUCCAGAAAAAAAAAAAAAAGGAAAACUUUGUCUUCACAAGGGACUGAAUGAACAAUGUAGCAUCUCUGCUAACACCGUAGCAUCUGUUGGCCGGGACACGACUUGACCUUGGAUUUAUGCAGAGUCGAGGUCACGGCUCUCCUGACAUCCGUUCCAGUGAAGAAGUAAAACACCCCAACAGUACAUGAGAGACGGGUCUUAACCUUCAAGGAAAAUCCCAAUGACCCGCAUAAAGAUCAAGUUUAGCGCCCGUCUCUGAAACUUAGUCUUCCAUUCAACUUCUAUAAAACGCGAUCAUUUAAAAGCUACGACGUCAAAACGAAGCACAUGUAGCAUUGACGCGGUUUGACCUUCAGCCUGCCCUACAAGACUUUUUUUUUUUUUUUUUCUCUCAUGUACUGCAAAGGGGGGAAAGGAGGGGGUCAAAUCCAGAAGGGGAGGGGAGGAUCUCGCUGAAUGACCUUCCGCGAUGUCAUCAAGAUUAACUGAAACGAGCCCACUUGGGUUUGAACUGCCACUUGCAUCCAUGAAGCACAUUGAAGCAAAAUUAGAGCGGAAAAUAAACUCAAGGAGAGCGGGAGCUCGGGACCACUCUUGUCAGUCUUUGGUCCAAUCCAAUCUGCUUCAUUUGUAAUGAAGAGGUGAAUGGACAGCCCCCCCCACCCCCGCCCCAAGGACACUUUUGCAAAAAGGAUUCAAUUGAAAGGGACCAAUCAGAUUAAUAGCCCCCCCCCCCGUCCCCGCACCCCAGCACGCACAAAGGCCUACACUGCCAACGAGGCACAAGAACCCCCCCAGAUGAAUACUGCCCAAAAUGUCUCGUCGGCAUCUCUUGCUGCCCCGGCGGGCCGCUUGACAGGCGAGUCGAUGUCACGGCGAGGACGGCCCCGGCAGGCGGAGCCAUCAAGGAGCAGAAGCGGACCAAAUAUAGUGCAAGUGUACAAAAAAAAAGAGAGAACAAAUAUAUAUUUUGAUAAAACAAAUCUAAGUAUGGCUAAGAUGGUCCAGGAUGGAGAAUAUCAGAUGCAAAAUGUGAAAAUUUGCCAUAAAAAAAAAAAAGUCCACGGGGGAAAAAAAAUAACAAGGUUGGCAGACUUCAAAUGGACUCAUGCACUGAGUGGAAAAACAGCAAAGACAUCGAGGUACAAUGGAUGCCCCCCCCCUCCCCUUCAACAAAUGAGGGGAAGGGGGGGGGGGGGCGUGGUGGUGAUGCAUUUUUGUAACUUUGUUUACCAGCAUGACUACUUUGCAUGACUGUCUUUUCUGCAAACCCUUAGUUGAAGACAAGGGUGCUAGAGAUACAAAAACAUAUAUAUAAAAUGAAUUUAAAAAAAAAAUGUUAUAUGCAAUUCAUGUUUAAAAAAAAAAAAAAAAAAGAUUCUAAUGAAAGAGAAGAUAUAUUUUGUUUGGAAAAGUUGAAAAAAAAUGUGAAUAUUGAAACAUGUAUGUUUGCAAGGUUACACCCUGAGCUACGUUUUGUUGGAUGAAAUCUCUGCUUCUACUGCCCUACUUUCCUCAUUCCACGAACAUAGUUUGACUAUUUUUAACACGCUAUAUUUUGCUAACAUCUCAUCAAGCGUCGCCAUUAUCAUCACCCGAGACUUUGCCGAACCGUUAGCUUGCGCGCAAGAGUCGAACCGUUUGCACAACGACCGUAGCAGCAACUAAAAAAAAAACAACAUAAAAAAAAGAAAAAAGCUCUCUGUACUUUGACUGCUUGAGUAACACUCAUAGUUUUGUUUUUUCUUUGGCAAUAAUACGAAGAGGAGUCGACUGUAGCAGGGAAAACCAAACGGAGUAGCUUUCGGGUCUCGGUUCUGUUCCACUUAACGGAAAGAUAACAAAGGAUGGAUAUGCAGUGGUCAGGCCAAACCAAUUUGGAACGCUGGUCAAACUUUUUUUUUUCUGAGCGUUUACAUUCAUACUUUUUUUUUUGGCCUUUCCAUGAUCAACUUUCUUAAUGUAGGGAGGAAAAAAAAAAAUUGCAUGCUGAUAAUCUUAAAGCGGGUGAGGAAGCGGACAGCAUUUUGACAUCGCCUCUGUUAAUCAUGAAUCCUAAAAAAAAAAAAAACAAUGACCACUGUGCUGUGUCGUAGAGCAGAAACGUCGUCUUCCUCCCAGAGGCAAAUGGCAACACACUCGGAGUGUGUAAAGGUAGCUUGUCUUACGUUGUAUUUUUUUUUUUUGACAGUCUUGCAUCAUCUUGACACAUCAUCAAACGAGACCCAGAGCUUCCAAAAAAAAAAAAUGAUGUCAGUCACGUGGCGAAGAUACGAGAUCCCAGUGCCCACCGAGGAAAAGCUGUUGUGUUAUUGAUUUGUGACCAAAUCCUUCUUCCAUUCAAGCCCUGCUGGUUCAGGGCCGCUGAAGGUUUCUUCUUUGCAUUCCCGUAGUGUCGCGACUUGGAGAGCUGGCCGGUGUGUGACACUCACAAGUGUUCACGUAGAUCUCUACGCUGGCCUUACAGGGUCUGAGUGCAACCCAAAAAAAAAAAAAAAAAAAGCGGUGUCCCAUAUGUGUCACUCAUUGUUAUUGUUUGUGUUUUUUUUUUACAGUUUCCAUCUCAAAAGACAGUUAUAGCCGCCGGGGUCAAAGAGGUCAGAGGUCAAAACGGUGCAUGCAGAAACUCGUCACCCAGGUGUGUUUGUUUCAGGUCGAGAAUUGUAUUUAAUCAUAUCUCAUCUGUUCGCAUCAAAUUUAUGGGCUAUUUUUUUUCCAUGUAUGCUUUACAAUAUUAAGUUUCGAAUUUAAAAAACAAUCAAUCCGAUUAAUUUGUGUUUUUGUCAGGUGCUUGUUUAAAUAGUUUUUUUGUUCAUUUGAAAACACCGUAUGCAAUCUGCACCAGGAAUGCCACUGAUUGACACUUACUGUAAUGCUCUCUAGGGCGCAGAUAUUUUUUGGACUGUGUGUCUUGGCAAAAAAAUGAUUUGACAUUAUAAAGCGUGCGGAGUAAUCCAUCGGUUUUUCUAUCACACGCCGCCGCGCACGGGAUAUUGCAGAGUGACGUCACGCAUUCCCCAUAAGCGUUCCAAAGAUAAAAAGAUGUACUGGAGAGGAAUAGGAAGACGAGGUGGUCACUGAGGUAUCCGGAUUUUAUUUUUUCAAACGCCGUAACGCAUCGAGAACUGUAUACAGUAUAUUUCAACGGAAUGUUCAUGAUGGAUCUUUUUAUAUUUUCAAGAGCGGGAUAGAGAGAGAGAGCGAAAAUAGAAACAUAUCAAUAAAAGUGUCAUAACAUAUUUCUACUACUGAGACUUAAAAAUGUAUGAAUGUCAAUGCGAACUAAUGUGAAAUCAAUCUCCUUGAAUGAAUUAACUGGUUAUAAAUCAUGAGAUGCUUUUCUUUUUUUUUUCUUUCUUUUUUUUUUUUCCAGAGACGUUGAAAAUUGCUUCAAAUCAUUGAGAAGAACUUAAAUAAAUGGGGAAAAUUCA
Syngnathus acus (greater pipefish) is the source of this 6432-nucleotide messenger RNA. RefSeq names its product potassium voltage-gated channel subfamily C member 1-like. The record is from RefSeq and is a predicted model, not a curated record. The transcript is spliced from 7 exons. NCBI's taxonomy places the organism in Eukaryota, Metazoa, Chordata, Actinopteri, Syngnathiformes, Syngnathidae. Gene Ontology annotation, biological process: protein homooligomerization; potassium ion transmembrane transport. Gene Ontology annotation, cellular component: dendrite membrane; voltage-gated potassium channel complex; axon. Gene Ontology annotation, molecular function: delayed rectifier potassium channel activity; protein binding. The coding region runs from base 663 to 2582 and encodes 639 amino acids.